GCGCAGCACAAAGCGCGUCUGUCCGAACAAUACCUUACAGUCCAGAGCCGCCUCGUCUGUGGGAGUGCAGUUGUGACCCUUGUGCAUUCUCGAGGCUUGGCACACUACGCAGAUGGGGUGCUGGUCAUCCACGCAGAAGAGCUUCAGCUUCUCGCCGUGCUGUGGGCACUCCUCCUUCUUGUUGUUCUCACGACUCCAGUUCUGAGUCUGCACGAAGGCCUCGCACAGGUUCCUCAAAGCCAGGUUGCUCGGAGGUUGCUUUUUUGAUGUUCUCCUCCUGCAAACGGGACAGCUCCGGAAAACUGAGUUGAACCAAAAUUUCUGCAGGCACGACCGACAGAAGCUGUGGCUGCACGGGAGCAGGACCGGGUCGCUGAAGAUGUCACAGCACACAGGACAUGACAGGUCCUCUUCGGGCAACUUGGAAGACAUGGUCACGCCUGAGACGCGUCCAACAUACUAAGAGCCGAAGCUGCUGCAGUGUCGCCUUGGCACGCAAGUGUGAAGUGAUGUUCUGGGAGGUGAUCAGCGACGAGCACGGCAUCGACCCGACUGGGACGUACCACGGAGACAGCGACCUACAGCUAGACAGGAUCAGCGUCUACUACAAUGAGGCUACAGGUGGGAAGUACGUACCCCGUGCCAUCCUCGUGGAUCUGGAACCCGGUACCAUGGACUCGGUCCGCUCCGGCCCUUUCGGACAGAUCUUCAGACCUGACAACUUUGUGUUUGGGCAAAGUGGUGCCGGAAACAACUGGGCAAAGGGCCACUACACUGAGGGGGCGGAGCUUGUGGACUCUGUGCUGGAUGUGGUGCGUAAGGAGGCGGAGAGCUGCGACUGCCUGCAGGGUUUCCAGCUCACUCACUCUCUGGGCGGUGGCACCGGUUCAGGCAUGGGCACACUACUCAUCAGCAAAAUCCGUGAGGAGUAUCCAGACCGCAUCAUGAACACGUUCAGCGUGGUGCCCUCGCCUAAAGUGUCCGACACUGUUGUGGAGCCCUACAACGCCACGUUGUCUGUGCACCAGCUGGUCGAGAACACCGACGAGACCUACUGCAUCGACAACGAGGCACUUUACGACAUCUGCUUCCGCACUCUGAAGCUGACCACGCCCACUUACGGUGACCUGAACCACCUGGUCUCGGCCACCAUGAGCGGCGUGACGACCUGCCUGCGCUUCCCAGGGCAGCUGAACGCAGAUCUGCGCAAGCUGGCCGUCAACAUGGUGCCCUUCCCACGUCUGCACUUCUUCAUGCCCGGGUUUGCUCCUCUGACCAGCAGGGGGAGCCAGCAGUACCGCUCUCUAUCCGUGCCCGAGCUGACACAGCAGAUGUUUGACGCCAAGAACAUGAUGGCAGCCUGCGACCCGCGUCACGGCCGCUACCUCACCGUGGCCGCUGUCUUCCGAGGCCGCAUGUCUAUGAAGGAGGUGGACGAGCAGAUGCUCAAUGUGCAGAACAAGAACAGCAGCUACUUCGUUGAAUGGAUCCCCAACAACGUCAAGACAGCCGUGUGCGACAUCCCGCCACGUGGCCUCAAGAUGGCCGCCACCUUCAUCGGCAACAGCACGGCCAUCCAGGAGCUGUUCAAGCGCAUCUCUGAGCAGUUCACUGCCAUGUUCAGGCGCAAGGCUUUCCUGCACUGGUACACCGGAGAGGGCAUGGACGAGAUGGAGUUCACCGAAGCCGAGAGCAACAUGAAUGACCUGGUCUCCGAGUACCAGCAGUACCAGGAUGCCACCGCCGAAGAGGGUGAGUUUGAGGAGGAGGGCGAAGAAGAGGUCGCUUAAAUCUAAACCACGCCCUUUUCCUCCUUUUCAUUCAUAAUCUUUAUCCUUAUCUUCAUUGCAAUUCCGGUGUUCACAAAAUAAUCAAAGGGUUUUUUUCCACAUCUCCAACCGCAAUUAUGGUCCUUACAGCUGUGACAUUUUCAAUAAAUGGUGCAAGUGUUGUUUUGUUUUGUUUUUUCAUUAGUCUUUGUGUUUUUGUAACUUGUGAGUUCACUGCAUCAGCUCCACUUUUGCAAGAAGUUAUAUCAACUGUGAAGACUUCAGAUGUGUGAUUAACUUAACUUCUGUCAAGAUCUGA
Neoarius graeffei (lesser salmon catfish) is the source of this 2088-nucleotide messenger RNA. RefSeq names its product tubulin, beta 4B class IVb-like (gene tubb4bl). The record is from RefSeq and is a predicted model, not a curated record. The transcript has 4 exons. Bases 399 to 1790 code for a protein of 463 amino acids. Gene Ontology annotation, biological process: mitotic cell cycle; microtubule cytoskeleton organization. Gene Ontology annotation, cellular component: cytoplasm; microtubule. Lineage: Eukaryota; Metazoa; Chordata; Actinopteri; Siluriformes; Ariidae. Gene Ontology annotation, molecular function: GTP binding; GTPase activity; structural constituent of cytoskeleton.